Sabethes cyaneus is the source of this 1318-nucleotide messenger RNA. RefSeq names its product carboxypeptidase B-like. The record is from RefSeq and is a predicted model, not a curated record. Gene Ontology annotation, biological process: proteolysis. The transcript is spliced from 3 exons. Gene Ontology annotation, molecular function: zinc ion binding; metallocarboxypeptidase activity. The coding region runs from base 15 to 1283 and encodes 422 amino acids. Lineage: Eukaryota; Metazoa; Arthropoda; Insecta; Diptera; Culicidae.
ACAUUCUGUUGGAAAUGACGAUCUUUUUGAGAGCUUCUGCAUUCUGUUGUUUCUUCUUUGUUGCUGUAACAGGUCUGCAGGUCUCUUACGAAAACUACAAACUAUACCUCGUUCGGCCAGAGACACGUGCUCAACUGGUUCUGCUUGAGAAUGGCCUCAGCGACGCUCAUCAGGAGGUUGAUUUCUGGAGCCAACCUAGCAUCGGCCGCGAAUCAUCUGUUAUGGUGAGCCCGACAGCGGAUGAUUCAUUUCAAGCAUUGUUACGGUUUCACAAUAUUUCAUAUGAACUACGGAGUCAAGAUGUUCAAAGUAUAAUUGACCACGAACGGAUUAACCGGAGUCGGAGGUUGCGCAGAAGAAGGGCUGUAAAUGAACCGAUACAGUUCGAUCAUUUCUGGGAACUUGAUGAAAUAUAUGGGUACUUGGAUUACUUGGCAAAAAUGUACCCGGAUGUGGUGCGUGUGAAAAAAUACGGUACAACCCACGAAGGUAGACCGAUUAAGGUUAUCACCAUUUCGAAGAGUGGUGAAGUUAGGCAGGACCGUCCUGUCGUUUUGAUUGACGGAGGAAUCCAUGCUCGAGAAUGGGCCGGCCACAUGUCGGUGAUGUAUUUGAUUCAUCAAUUGGUUGAAAACUCUACGGAAAAUAUGAAUCUGUUGAAUAAUACCGAUUGGGUAAUAAUGCCAGUUGCCAAUCCAGAUGGGUACGUCUAUUCACAUCAAACCAAUCGAAUGUGGCGUAAGAACAGAGCCCCGGUAAAUUCUCUCUGCCAGGGAGUUGAUCUGAACAGGAACUUCCCCUUUCGUUGGGCUUAUUAUGGCGGGGAAUGCAGUAUUGGCUAUGCUGGUUCCACUCCUGGCUCUGAGCUGGAGACGCGCGCACUGAUGUUGCUUAUGGCAAACUACGCUGGGGCUACUAAAGUUUAUCUGGCAGUACACUCGUGCGGUGACUAUAUUCUGUAUCCGUACGGUUACGAUUACGUGCUCGCGCCAAAUGCCGACGAGUUGCAGGAACUGGGUGAAACUGCGGCGCGUGCCGUCGAAGCGAUUGGUGGGCCCAAGUAUGAUGUGGGCAGUGCCGCCUUCUUGUUGUAUCCGGCCAACGGCAGUGAUGAUUUCAUAUACGGUAGCUUCGGAGUAAACUAUUCGUACACGUUGGAGUUAUCUUGUGGCGCCUCUGGCGAUGGAUUCAUAAUUGAAUCAGGUGAAAUGCAAAAAAUCGCGAAAGAAGCGUUCGAAAUGUUUAAAGUGUUCGGCGUGUUUGCGGGAAGUCAGGUAGUUUAAACGGUACUAAUCUUAUCGCCAUCGAAUUGUUCAAU